UCGUCGUCGUCAGCCAAAGCCAACACACAGCCCGCUGCAAACGGAGAAGCAGUUUUUAGUGUAGUUGCGUCAAAAAAAUCCACCAUACCAAAGUGAGAAAAGAAAAGGACUUCCUGAAGAACAUUUUAUGCGAAUUGUUAUUUUGGAUUAGACUGCGGUGGCCCGCCAGGGUAGGUCAAGUGAGUGAAGUGUUGAUAGAAGUUUACAAGUGGAAAAUCGGGACACGGAAUUGUGCUUGAAAAAAUCGGAACUCCAUCACGGAUCGGAGCUGGAUUUCUGCGAAAUUUUCUGUGAGCCACACUCUCGGGAGUGAUCACACAAUCCAAUCUCCAUCAUCAUCGUCGUCGUCGUUGUUGAGUUGAAUAUUAAAUCGAGCGAGCCUCGGCUGGCAGUGGAAUUGAUUCCCUCGGAAAAGAGGCAGUAACAGAGUGUCGUUCCGUUCGGUCGUCGUCGCCGUGCCGGAGGUUAGUUUUUUUUUUCCCCAGCAGUAGUGCAAAGAGUGUUUCUGUGACGGAAUUUUGUGCUUACUUCCGGUGAAGGAAUCCGACAUUGUGCAGUGCUGUGGACCCGUGCGAUUUUACGUGGGCUAACAGCACCGAAGGCGGUCGUGAUUUUCGCCGUCGACAUUUUGACAUCCACACAUUCUCGUUUUGUGCGGAGGCCUGGUGCUGCUGCUGGUGGAGUGUGUAAAUAUGCCUGGAUAGAAGAGGAGGAGAAGCAGCAAGAAUAUACUGUGUAGAAACAACGACAGGCAGCAGCUCCGAGUGAAGAUGGCUGGAAUUUUUCUGCCAUCGUCGCGGAAUUGACCGUAAACCGGCGCACAGGGACACGGUCAACGUUGUGCCAAGGUGCAUAUUGUUUUUUUUCUGUUGGUUUCCGGUUACUUUUUGAAUGGCUACUCCACUUUGGAUCCAAUAAUUUCAUAUAGGAAAAAUAGGCUACAUGUCAAAAUUGCACAAGUAGAGUAUAAUAAGAAGAAGCAAAAAAAAAUGAGAGGAAAGUGAGCAGAUAGAGGAAAGUACCUGUGUGUGUGUGUGAAGCUGUGAAAGUGAUUCCAGAAAUCUGUGUGUUGUACGUCGUCGUCGUAACUUGGAGGAGAGCCAAGCAAGAGCAACAGCAGGCAGCCUUUGGUGGUGGCUCUUUUUAUCUAUAUGACUGCAAACAAGCGAACCUACUUGGCGGGAUUAAUCGCCAUCUGGAUCAUGUAGAAUACAGUGCAACCGCAGCAACAGUGUGCAUAAAAGAAAACCUUAAAUCCCGGCAUCAACGACUGAAGUGUGUGACCUCAUUCGAUUGUCUUCUGAAUUUCCCUGUAAAGUGUUGAUAAAUGGUCAAAAGAAAAAGAGAAGAAGAAUUAUUAGAAAAAUACGGUUUACACAAUAGAAGAGUCAAUCAAGUCACGAAAACGAAAUACCCAAAGUAAGUAGGUGAGAAUACCACCGAAUGCCGAAAGUGGCAAAGAAGAAAGGAUAAACACAGACAUCAUCUGUCUGGGGCUUGGGGCAGGCAGGCAGGCAGCAGCAGAAUUUGGAUACCGUCUGUUGAGGAGAAGUGAAAAAUGUAAUCAAAAGCAAAGCGGCAAUCAACAAGAAGUCUCGAAGUCGAAGUAUGUCGAUGGAAAGAAUGUGUAAAUAAUGCUGAAAUAUUGGUUGCUGCCAGCGCAACAACAACAAGAGAGCCAAAUUUGUACGUAUGUGUGUGUGUUUGUGUGCGCGCGCGCGAGUGUAUCUGGCUCUAGCAGCUGUUGUUACGCGCCAGGGGGAGCCACUUAAUCUUGGGCUUUAAUCGCGGGAAAUAUGCAAAAAAUGCCAAUCUAACCCAAAUAGUUGAAGGUUGUCCUGUGCAGAGAGUGAGUGUCUGUUUGUCAGUGUACGUGCAUGUAUUGUAAAUGCUGAAUCUCAGCGAAGGAGCGAAGAAUAAAUCUCCCGCUAGAAUAGUUUCGUCCCAGCGGAGCAGAGGUGAAGGGAAGUGAAGUGCAUGCGAAGAAACCCAAAUACACCGAAUGCCAAACCGUACCGAAGGUGUCACCGCAGCAACAUAAGGGCUUAGCGGGCCAUAUCCAGUGGUUCUGAUGUUGCACGUGGCCCAAAACGGUGGAACCAGUGUGCCAGAAUGACUGGAACCUGGUUCGUGGCUGAUUGGCUGGAAACAACUGAAACGGAUUUAUUAACAGCAGCAGCAGUUACUACCACCGGUGGUGUCAACGCCACUGGACAACUAUUUCAACGUCGACAAGAACAACAACAGCAGCAGCAACAAUGCAGUCUCAGGAUGCGAUAGGCGACUGUUCUCGUUACAUCUUGCAGGUGUACGUGGGGGCGCUUUCACUACACUAUGAAGCGCUCAGUGUGGAAGCCUCCAAGCAGACCACGGCGGAGGAGAUCGUUUCCUGCAUUGUCGAACGGUUGGGGCUGACGGGCAACAACUAUGAGCUGGCCGAGGUGGCCGGUGAGUGCAAGGAACGGCGACUAUCGCCCCACGAGAAACCCGUCUCCGUGAUGCUGCUGUGGCCGAUGCAUUCGGAGAAAGAUUUUCAUAGAUUUUAUUUACGUGAAAGACAAAGCGAUGUUCCUUGGCUAGAUAAUUACGGACUGGAUCCACAGAUACUAAGAGACUUUAUACCAUUUCUACUUCAGAAAGAAAAUAGAGAAUAUCCUGAUUUGUGCCAAUUGCCAGACCUCAAUGAGGCGACGCUGCUGGAAAACCUGCGGCAGCGCUUUGAGGCUGGCCACAUCUACACCUACGUCGGGAGUAUCCUGAUAGCGGUCAACCCGUUCAAGUUCCAUCCCAUCUACAAUCCCAAGUAUGUGCGGCUGUAUCAGAACCAACGGAUCGGGCCGAUCCUGCCGCCGCACAUCUUUGCCAUCGCCGAUAACGCUUACUACAAUAUGCUGAAGGAGAAACGGAAUCAGUGUAUCGUAAUCAGUGGCGAAAGCGGUUCGGGCAAAACCGAGAGCACAAACUUCCUGCUGCACCACCUGACGGCCCUGUCGCAGAAGGGGGCCCACGGGUCCGGCGUGGAGCAGACGAUCCUCAGUGCCGGUCCGGUGCUGGAGGCGUUCGGCAAUGCCAAAACGGCGCACAACAACAACAGCAGUCGGUUCGGCAAGUUCAUCCAGGUGAACUAUCGGGAGAAUGGGAUGGUUCAGGGGGCGGUCGUCCAGAAGUACCUGCUGGAGAAGAGCCGGAUAGUGUCCCAGGGGUACUACGAGCGAAACUACCAUGUGUUCUACUAUCUGCUUUCGGGGGCGACGGAACAGGAACGGGUUGCGUUGCAUCUGCUACCGGCGGAGAAGUACCACUAUCUGAAUGCCAAGAACCUAACGUUGGAAAAUUGUGACGAAAAGUAUGAAUUUUCGCGACUGAAGCAGAGCAUGGAGAUGGUGGGGUUUUCGGCGGAGAAGCAACGGAGGUUGUUUGCCGUUCUGUCGGCAGUGCUGCUGCUGGGCAAUGUGGAGUUCUUUCCGAAGAAAUCCACUUACCAUCACGACGAAAGUGUACAGGUUCGGAAUCCGGAGGUGGUGGGACUGAUAUCGGAACUGUUGCGGGUCAAACAGGAAACGCUCCUGUCGGCACUGACUUCCAAACGGGUGAAGGCCAGCGGUGAAACGUUGAUCAUGCAGUACAAACUGCCGGAAGCGAUCGCCGCGAGGGAUGCGUUGGCGAAGUGUCUGUACGGAGCGCUGUUCGAUUGGAUCGUGCUGCAGGUGAACCACGCGUUGCUGAACAAGGACCAAACCGUGCACACCGGGCACUCGAUCGGGGUGCUGGAUAUCUUCGGGUUCGAGGAUUUUGGGUUGCAGAACAGCUUCGAACAGCUGUGCAUCAACUAUGCCAACGAACAUCUACAGUAUUACUUCAACCUGCACGUGUUCAAAUACGAACAAAAGGAGUACAAGCGGGAAGGCAUCAAAUGGACUGAUAUUGAGUUUUUGGACAACUCAGGAUGCCUGCAGCUGUUCGAGUCGAAACCGACGGGUUUGCUCUGCAUAUUGGAUGAUUUGUGCAACUUCCCGGGAGCUACCAAUGAGACGUUACUGCAAAAGUUCAACAGCGUCCACAAGGAGAACACGUUUUACGAAAAACCUCAGCGAAAGGAGAAUGCAUUUAUCAUCAAGCACUACGCCGGAAAGGUGAAAUACCAGGUGGCGGAAAUGCGCGAGAAGAAUCUGGACCUGAUGCGGCAGGACAUUGUGAGUGUGUUGAAGAACUCGAGCAUGGCGUUCGUGCGGGAACUGGUCGGUGCCGAUCCGGUGGCCGUCUUCCGGUGGGCCAUCCUGAGAGCAUUUUUUCGUGGCUAUUUUGCAUUUAGAUCUGCCGGCACCAAACACCGGAAGGAACGUGCCGAUCAGUCCUUCAGCAAGCUCUCCACCAAGAGUCGCUACCGGGCACCGAACGAGAGCAUUGUCAGCCAUCUAGUGACGGUUUCAUCAGUGAACCUAACUAUUAAUCGAAUCGCUAAACGAAUUAGUAAUGCCAUGCACGAUAUCACCUCCAACGCGCUGAACAGCAACAGCAAUAGCAACAGCGGGAGUGGCAUCACCUACCGGCAGUCACUUGGUCCUGGGACAGUCCAAGCGUUGAACAGCAGCGGCAGCAACAGCAGCAAUUACAGUUCGACGGCGGGAACGCCCCGGCGCUCCUGGUCCAGCUAUGCGUUCAGCAACAAGAACUUCCCGGACGGUAAGCUUAGCUACGAGUAUACCGCAGCAUCCGGCCAGCCGAACCAGCAGCAAUCCCCUCCGUCCUCUGUAUAUAGUAGUAGUGCUAGUAGUGGUAAGCAGUUGACAACGAACUCCGGCGGCGGCGCCGGUAAGCAGCUGGGCUACGGCGGGAACCUGUCGUCGUCGUCGCUGGCCGCACGGAACCGCUUCGAGCGAUCAUCGCAAGACGUGAUGGCACGCGCUUCGCAGAUUGUGAUGAAAAACAAAUCCUUUCGGCCCCGGGAGCGACCGAAGAAGGGCUUGAAGAAUCUGCAGUCGGUGAAGACGCUCUCCGCCGGGCAGAAUCUCUCCAACAACCAAACCGCCAUCAAGACUCGCAAGCAACCGCUAACGGUUACGGCUCAGUUCCAAAUCUCGCUGAUCGCCCUCAUGGAGACGCUCAACCAGGCGAACCCAUUCUUCAUCCGGUGUAUCAAGUCAAACCCGAACAAGAUAUCGAACCAGUUCGAUGAAGCCACCGUCACCAGACAGCUCCGUUACACGGGAAUGCUGGAAACGGUCCGAAUCCGGCGAGCAGGCUACAAUGUGCGGCUUACGUACGAGGAGUUCAUCCAGCUGUACCGGAUACUGCUACCCAAAGGGUUGAUCAGCUCGCAGAAGGACGUCCGGGACUUUAUGAACACGAUGGACCUCAACAAGCAGCACUAUCAACUGGGGCUGACCAAGAUCUACAUGCGGGAAUCGCAGAAGAUGCGGUUGGACAUAAGCUUGCACACGAAAAUCAUCGACAGUAUCAUUACGAUCCAGCGGUGGUUUCGAUCGAUUCUGCAACGUAAGAAGUACUGCCAGUACCGGAGUGCGGCCUGUACGAUCCAGUCGUACUGGCGGUUCUAUGUGAAGGAGAAACAGGCCAAAUUCCUGCGGAAGCUGCGAACGGAAGCGGCCACCAUGAUCCAGAGUGCAUGGCGAGGGUACACCGUGCGGAACUGGUACAACAAACUGAAGACCGGGGUACAGGUGGUGCAGGCACGCAUCCGAGGGAAUCAGGCACGGGAGCGGUUCAAGGUGGCUGUGAGUAAGAAACUGCAACGAGAACGUGCCAAACUGCGCUCGACGCAGAGCCUUCCGGCGGUCGAACGCCCGCUAGAGAGUUCCUUCGAUACGCCGGAGAUCCAGCACCACAAAGCGAUCGGUGGCGGCAAGAAGCAACCCUCGCCGCCCGUGGGCAUUAGCUUCGAAUCGGCCAUCGACAUAGUCAACAAAAAUCGAUCCCUGUUCAGCGAUAACAGCCUAAGCAGCGCGGACUUCAUCGACGACGACGAAGAUGAUGAGGACGAAGACGACGAGUACUGCUACGAGGAUAUGGGUCUGGUGGACGAUCCGACCUUCGUUUCGGGGGUCCUGAGGCACGAAGUGUUACUGGAGAAGAAUGCCAGCAGUGGCAGCACGGACAGUAGCCUAUUGGACUUCGCCAGCAGUCAGCAGCAUUCGAAGGUGCCACUCCAACGCCAGGACGAUGUAUUGGAUCGACCGAUACGGAAGUACGAAAUUGAGCGCGCGAGUAAGAGUACGUUUGACGACGCAGAAUUGGCCAAGUAUCGCUAUGAGCGAGGACUAAGUUCGAUGGGUGGUAGCAGUACCAGCAGCGGCAAACUACCGGUGCGACGGGUAGACUCGGGACCAUCGCCGAGCCAUCGUCUGCGGUACGAUGCGUACGGCAGUGGCGGCACCGGUCUCAGUAGUGGUGGAAUGAUUCGAAAUCAGAACCACAGCAAUAAUAGUUUUAAUUCCAGUAAUGUUGAAAUCGUUCUUGUAAAUACCGGUUUAGAUAGUCUCUCUUCUUCAGUGGCCACUUCCGGAAUUGCCAAUAGCGGUAGCAGUGGUAGUAGUCCGAAUGCACCUACCGAACAGCAACCGCAAAAGCUUCCUCUCCAGCGGAAUCUCAACCGUAACACAAUCAGCCAAACGCAACAACAGUCCAGUACCACACUCAGUCGUCGGGAGCUUCUGUGUCGAAGCCAGGGCGACGAAAUCAACUCCAAUUAUCACCUCCAGCAUUUGCAGUCAUCAUCCCUCACGCCAUCGCUGUCGUCAGCCAACUAUCAGAACGUCCAGUACACUUCCUCCCCUACGUCAGCAUUCCAUCAGCAUCAACAACAGCAGCAACAGCAGCAGCAGCAGCAGCAGCAGCAACAACAUCUAUCGCACUCAUACAACAAUAACAACAACAACAAUACAAUCAAAUCCCCCAGCACUUCCAAUACCAACAGCAACAGUGGUAGUAGUAACAGUCUAUACAAUUACGUUACUCAGCAACAACAACAGUUUAUCCCACCGGCGGCUAGUCUGGGAGCUGCACAAAGCAAUCUGCCACCUUCGCAGCGGGUAUCUAGCAGCUAUCCGGACGACUUUUCCCAGAACUAUUACAAUACCACCACACCGAAGGGCAAGGCAGCUGCUCUGCUCGGUACCAAAUCCGAGGACUCCAAGUAUUCCGGUGGCAAGGACAUUGAUCUGACGCUAUCGAAUCCUGCGAUGGUGGCGUCCGGUACGACGAUCGUUCCGAGCAAAACGCGACGCAUCAAAACGAAUCUCAGUGAUGAUUUCUCCAGUGCAAGCGGCGGUGGCGGUUCGACCGGCCAAACCGGUCUAAGUCGACGGGGUGCUAUCGUAGGAGUGGAUACACUCAAACGACGGAACUCGGAUCCGUCCAACAAGACCCCCCUGUUGGAGGUGAACCGGGGGAACGACAUGUAUCAGUCGAGUACCCGGAUCAACAUCGCGGGGCACCAGUUUCGCAAGGUGCAGCGAAUCAACAAAGCGGAAAAGUGUGCCAGCUGCCAGGAGAGCGAUUCGUUUGUCAACGAAGGCUACCGUUGUUUGGAUUGCAAGGUGUUGGUACACACCAAGUGCAUCCAGAAUGGGGGAAUCAAAACCUUGCAGUGUGCUGCCAAACGAUCGAAGCGGAUACGAACGGGAAAGCACGACAAGCAUGCCCCCAUCGGGGCCAGCACUCCGAAUUCCAAAUUCUCCGCCACCCGAGAGUACACCGACUCGACCGAUAAGAUUAUAAGCGAUGCCAAAGAGCUGCAGCUGAUGCAGGAUUUCAUCACGCAGAAGAUCUGCAAGAUGGAAAGCGAUUGCGAGAAGCCCUCGGAGGUCGAUCGGGUGUUCAAGCAGGCGCUGCGCGAAUUCAAGGACAACUUGGUGGCGCAGUACAGCGUGGCGCACAAGCAGAACUCCGACCUGCUGAACAUCAAGUAUCGGGAUCUGAUUGCCAACUUCGAGCAGGUGAUCGAAACGACCUCCGGGCGGAAGAACGACUUUCCCCUGACGAUGGGGGUGAACGCGUUCCGAGGCUUCAUGAACGAGUUUAUGAACUCGCGCGAGACGGAGAAGCCGAAAGCGAAGCGGAAAAAAGACAAGAAGCGCAAGCAUGACGAGCACACGACCUACAAUGGCCACACAUUCCAGUUAACGAUCAUCAACAUUGCGACGGCGUGCGAAAUUUGCCAACAGUUUCUCCUCUGGCCAAUCGAACGUGGAUUGGUCUGCCAAAACUGUCGCCUAACGUGCCACAAGCGGUGCUACCUGAAGUCGGCCGCCUGCAGUAAGAUAGCGGCCACGGCGGGUGGCCCACUGGUUCCCGGUGGGUCGGUAACCGGCGCGAUGAGCAGCGCCGGCGUCGACAGCGGCGCCGGUGGCCAUCAGACGAAACUGUUCGGCGUUCCCCUGACGGCACUGUGUGCCGGAAGUGAUGGGAUCAAGAUUCCGGCUCAGAUCUACAGCUUGAUCAUGAUGAUUGAAAUGCACGGGUUGUACUCGGAGGGAAUCUACCGGAAGAGUGGGGUCAGCUCGAAAAUCAAGGAACUGAAAUCGCAAAUGGACCGCGUGGCAGGCGGAUCGGAGGAAGUGGAAUUUGAAAGCUACAACGUGCACGUGUUGACGAAUGUGUUGAAGUCGUUUUUGAGGGAAAUGCCGGAGCCGCUGUUGACUUUCGAUAGGUACGAUGAUUUUCUGAGGGCGGCGGAUCUGUCCGAUGCGAACGAUCGGGUGCAGACGCUGUUGUCGUUGAUUAAGAAAAUUCCACCGGCUCAUCACUGUCUGCUGGAGAGGUUGAUUUUCCACUUGGCUUUGGUGGCCAAGCUGGAGCAGUACAACCGGAUGUCGGCGAGUUCAUUGGCCAUUGUGUUUGCGCCAUGUGUACUGAGGACGAACCGAUACGUUCCGGCGCAGGACAGUUUGAAUGACAUCGGGCGGCAGACCAAGUGCAUGGAAACGUUGAUUACGCAGAAAAUGUUGAACGUGAAGAGUACCCUGGCGGACAUUGAUACUCUGGACACGGCAGCACAUACGGCCACGACCCGGUUGAGCACUUUGAGGAGUAGUAAGGUGUUUACGCAGGAGGAGAUGGCAUCGAAUUCGAGGGGAGUCGGUGGAACUCUGGAAACGGAAACGGAAGAGAUGCUGCUGGAAGGCCACAUUCAGGAGAUUAAGAAAGAGAAGGCACUGCUAACGUCAACAUUGCCAAGUUUGGCCCGGGCGAGCUCGGAUGACGAUCUGCUAUCAACGGAUCUGGACGGCGAAGGCGGGAGUCUAGAUGAUCUGAGCAGUAGCAAGGACAAAGAUCUGGACACUAGCUAUAACAAUGUGAUCAGCGAUAGUGGAAUAUCGAUUCGCUACCAGCCACCGUCGGAUCACGGUAGCAGUAACGUAAGUCUCAACAACGACAUACCAAUGGCUGUGAGUUAUAAUCUACGAGGAGAUCAAAGUAUCGAUUACUUCCAUAAAGUAGGCAAAACGAAAUCCCUGUCCCACCAAACGCUGAUCGAUCGGGAAGCCUUCCUGAAAAGCGGUAGUCAAAGUGGUUCCGCGACCACCCCGCAAUCUCCUACCACAACAAUCGCCACGUCGUCUUCAUCCCCUUCUUCGUCGUCGAUGAUCAAGUCGCAGAACGGAAGCACCAGCAGCGUUAGUAACCACAGCAGCAGCACCACCACCUCCAAGCGGUCAGAUCUGAAUCUCAGCCAUUCGAUGGUUACCCUAUCGACGGGGGGCGCAACCGGUGGUUCCACCGGAUCCACCGAGCUCCACCGCCAGAAGCCCAUCAUAAUGCGUAGCAUUUCCGGUGGCUACGAACCGUCCUCGUCGUCUUCCAUUUCCGCCGGUGGAGCAGGAUCAAAUUCUGCUUCCUCGCAAAAAAUCCUAAUCCAACAAUCCGCUUCGAUUCCGACGCUGAAGGACGCCAACAAGGUCGAACCGAUCAAAAUGAGCCGGCGGAUGUCGGGCAGUCGGCGGCAAAAUAGUAGCGGAGGUGGUGGCGGUGCCGGCGCAGGAGGUGCAAGUCCGUCGUCGGGUUCCGGCAACGGAAACGGCGAUGAUGAACCGAUUAUGGUCUAGAACAAAGAAAAGCCAAUCUCG
This is a messenger RNA of Ochlerotatus camptorhynchus, 10085 nucleotides long. Its product is annotated as unconventional myosin-IXb-like. Gene Ontology annotation, molecular function: microfilament motor activity; actin filament binding; GTPase activator activity. Gene Ontology annotation, biological process: intracellular signal transduction. Lineage: Eukaryota; Metazoa; Arthropoda; Insecta; Diptera; Culicidae. The coding region runs from base 2259 to 10064 and encodes 2601 amino acids. The transcript has 19 exons. The record is from RefSeq and is a predicted model, not a curated record. Gene Ontology annotation, cellular component: myosin complex; actin filament.